GCAAUUGGGCAACGCCACAACUUAACGCAGCGCUUUGCAACUGCACCUUCAACAACACAUCGAAAAGGCAGAAUACGGCUGCAGUUGUACAGCAGCAUUAUUUUCUGCGGCCAACAAUGGAACGGGAGAUGCUUUUUUAUCCAAAGUGGCACGGCGCGCUUUGGUUAGAGAUUUUGAUGAUAUUGUCGAUAUUGCAUGACACCAGCCCUGAGAUAACCUGCAGGUCGUGUCAGGUUGGAAAUGCGGGGCUUGCGCGGGAAUUGUGGAUGGAAUUUGCCACGAGCGAAAGUGUGACUGGAUUGAAAGAAGUUGACGGACGCAGCGACGGGGCUGCGGGGAGAUCCCGGGCUGCAAGAGACGCAACUCCAAGGCUCCAUCACGAACCGGAUCAGGCAGACGGGAAAACAGAAACGCUGCGCUCAAACGAUCGAGUCGGUGAUUUGAUCAAAGUUUCGCGGCACAACGGCAACGGCGGUGCGUACGGAACGCGCGGCAGAAGGAGCAGUGAUCGGAGCACAGUCGGACGCCCGGAUUCUGGAAGCAGAGUGACGCGCUCCGAACUGCGCUGGAGCGGCGAGCAAAGGAGAACCGGCGGCGCCAGACAAGACGAGCUCCAACUUAAUAGCUCCACGUUUGCCUUGAGCGGGGAUUCAUCUCACAACCAAGCGAUGGUGCACUGGUCUGGCCACAACAGCAGCGUGAUUUUGAUGCUGACCAAAUUAUUUGACUUCAACCUCAACAGUGUUACUGAGAGCUCACUAUGGAGGUCAACUGACUAUGGAGCAACAUACCAGAAACUGAAUGACAAAGUUGGAGCAAAGACAAUACUCAGUUAUUUGUACGUGAGCCCAAACAACAAAAGAAAGAUUAUGCUCUUAACGGAUACCGAAGUGGAGAACAGUCUUCUCAUCAGUUCUGAUGAAGGAGCAACAUACCAGAAGUACCGGCUGAACUUCUAUAUCCUCAGCCUGCUCUUCCAUCCCGAGCAAGAGGACUGGAUUCUGGCUUAUAGUCAUGAGCAAAAGCUCUACAGCUCAGUGGAGUUUGGGAGGAGGUGGCAACUGGUACAUGAGAGAGUGACUCCAAAUCGUUUUUACUGGUCAAAAAUGGGUUUGGACACGGAGCCGGGUUUGAUUCACCUGGAAACCGCCAUCUCUGAAGGACAGGCACUGUAUGUCACCUGCAAGCUGCAGAACUGCACAGAUGCCAACAAGGGCAAACCAUUCCCUGGCUACAUUGACCCCAAUUCUCUGGUGGUUCAAGAUGAGUAUGUGUUUGUCCAGGUGUCAACUACAGGGAAGCCAAUCUACUAUGUGUCUGCAAAGAGAGAUGUCUUUACUCCAAUGAAACUGCCAAAGUACACUUUUCCCAAGGACUUGCAUGUCAUCAGUACGGACGAAAAUCGAGUAGUGGCAGCUAUACAGGAGUGGAACCAGAAUGAAACCUAUAAUUUGUAUGUGUCUGACACAUCAGGUGUCUUUUACACUCUGGCUUUGGAGAAUGUUGUCAGUAGCAUGGGCCCUGAAGGAAACGUCAUGGUUGAUCUAUAUGAGGUGGCAGGAAUAAAAGGCAUGUUCUUGGCCAACAAAAAGUCAGAUAAGCAAGUGAAGACACAUAUUACCUACAAUCGAGGCAGAGACUGGAGGUUAUUGCAGGCUCCAAGCAAAGACCUGCAAGGCAAUAGCAUACACUGUAUGCCACCAUAUUGUUCAUUGCAUCUUCAUCUUCAUGUCUCUGCAAAUCCCUACACAUCUGGAAACAUAGCAAGUAGGGACUCAGCGCCUGGGAUCAUUGUGGCAUCAGGUUCCUUUGGUUCUGAGCUGACCACCAGCAAUGUCAGUGUGUACAUAACGUCGGAUGCAGGCAACACAUGGAGACAGAUCUUCAGUGAGGAGUAUGCAGUGCUGUAUCUUGACCAAGGAGGAGCCUUAGUUGCAAUAAGACAUACUCCACUUCCCAUCAGACACUUGUGGUUGAGCUUUGACGAAGGACGGCAGUGGAACAAGUACAGCUUCACCAACACACCUCUGUUUGUGGAUGGUGUGCUCGGAGAGCCAGGGGAGGAGACACUAAUCAUGACGAUAUUUGGCCACAUCAGUCAUCGCUCAGAGUGGCAGUUAGUGAAAAUAGACUUCAGGUCCAUCUUCAACAGGAGAUGCACAGAGACCGAUUAUCAGCCGUGGCACCUUCAUAAUCAGGGGGAGCCCUGUCUGAUGGGUGUGAAAAGAAUCUAUAGGAAGCUGAAGCCCACUUCCAGGUGUGUGAUGGGAAAGCUGUACUUGGCUUCAGUGUCGUCUGGUCCUUGCGACUGCACAGAAGCUGACUUUGAAUGUGAUUAUGGCUAUGAGCGACGGACGAAUGGGAAGUGUACUCCUGCCUUUUGGUUUCAUCCAUCAGUAAUGUCCAGAAAUUGCACAACAGGGAUGACCUUCCUGAACAGCACAGGCUACAGGAAGGUGGUUUCGAACAACUGUAACGCUGGAGUCAUUGUGGAGUACACAGCCAAGAGGCAGCAAUGUCCCAUGCAAGCACCCAAAGGUAUCCACCUGGUCACCAGUGAGGGUACACUGUCAGCUGAACUGGGCACGAACGUCACCUUUCUCAUUUUUCUGGAGCAGGGUGACGGGGCACGAACAAGCAUUACACUGGACUUUGGGGAUGGUCACGCUCUGACAUAUUCUAAUCUGAGCUUCAUUGAGGAUGGGAUAAAACACAUCUACAAAAACGCAGGGAUCUACCGGGUGACUGCUGUGGGGAAAAAUAGCCUUGGCACAGAGACUGCGGUUCUCUACCUGCACAUAAUAUGUCAGCUGGAAUUCAUCUAUCUCUCAGCUCCCUUUGUGACUGUGAAGAAUAAAGAGGUGAACCUGACAGCGAUUCUGUGGCCGAGCCAAGUGGGAACGGUUACCUAUAUCUGGUGGAUUGGAAAUCGCACUAAGCCCAUAAUCACCCUAGAGGCCAGUGUGACAUGUACAUUUUCCCAGGAAGGCAUCAGUACAGUCACAGUGCAGGUGUCUGCAGGGAAUACUAUUCUGCAGGAAAGAAAGGCCAUCUCGGUCCAUGAAUACUUUCAAUCUCAUCUGCUGACGUUUUCUUCUAACCUGGACGACCACAACCCUGAUGUUCCAGAAUGGAGGCUGGAUGUGAGCAGAGUCAUCAAGAAUUCGCUUAUACAGGCCACAGGUGUGAAUGGGGAUCAUCUUCUGGUCACUGUUCUCCCUGGUUUGCCUACAACAGCAGAGUUCUUCCUCCUGCUUGACGCACAGCUAAUUGAAGGGGAACACAAGAAGAAAUCUACUCAUUUAAAUCAGCUCUCUGAGAUGAUGCUGAGUGCCUUGAAUCAAAAUCUGGUUCAGUUCACCCUGCGGCCUGGGGUCCAGGUCACUGUUUAUGCAGCACAUCUAUCAGCAGCACCCCUAGUGGACAGCAGCGAGAACCACAGUACAUCUGCUAUGCUGAUGCUGCUAUCAGUUGUGGUUGUGGGUUUAGCUGUAUUUAUCAUCUAUAAAUUCAAGAGGAAGAUCCCAGGCCUCAACGUCUAUGCGCAGAUGCAGAACGAAAAGGAACAAGAAAUGAUGAGUCCAGCUAAUCCAACAGAGUCCACGCCCAGCCCACAGCGGGACGUGGUUCAUUCUUUGGAGACUUUGGACACAGCGUUUAACUCACGGCUCAUCGAAUUUAAACGGUCCAGCCCAGGAGUGCAUGGAAACUAAAAAGCUAAAUAAGAUGUAGGAAACCUCAUGUUCAUGUGAAAGUCUCUACAGAACUUCCCACAUGCGUCCUCUAAACUGUGGACUGGAACACCACUCCUGCUGCAUCAUAUAUUUGUUUUCAAUAAUUUGGGACUCUGUGUUUUUUUUAGCUUUAUACCUGUGCAUGUUGGACCUUACUGACACAUAGUGUGCUCUAUUACAAACCAGAGAAAAACUGUGUAAGUGUUGAUUUUUCUUUAAACACAUUCAAUCAAUAGUAUUUUUUAUUACAUCAUAAUUUAUACAAGCCACGCCAACAAUUCAAUUGCAUCAUGAUCAAGAAAGGUGACAAAUGUCAUAAAAAGUAAGUUUUUGGUUUUGCCUACCAGAGAAGACUGUUUAUAUGCUAUGUGAAGCUAAUAGUUAAACUGUAUUAUUUAUUCAUAUAUGAAUAUAAAUCUGUUAUUGGAGUAAAUGACAUCUAAUUUGUAUAUCAUGAAUGUCAAUCUAUGUUAAUAAUAUACAGUAUGUAUUUCAAUAAGUGUUAUAUAAAACAAAAAUGUUGGUAAUGAUUAUGAAUCGGAUACAGUACUUUAUUUCCACUGCUGCAUUGUUUUUGGAAAACAUGGCACAAUACACAUUUUCUAUUUGUAUGUUUUUCUUUAUGAACAAUAGGACAGUGUGUGGUUUUCAUUUGAACCUUGUUGUUACACCCAUGCUUCUCUUCCUGAUUGAGACUAUUUGGUCGCGAGAAGGAGAGAUGGGGAAAGAAGAGGAUUUGAGAAAGAUGGAAGUGUAUUUUCAGACGUCUCCUAUUUCCACCUUGUGUGUGGAAUCUGACAGACAAAAAAAACAUCUUUUAAUAUGUAAUAGUACAAAUACUUAGUUCGAAUCUUCACAAAUCUGUACUUCAUUAUUUAUAUUUCUGGCAAGUGCCACUUUUACUUUUCCAAAAUAAAAUGUAGACUUUUACUCUGACACAUUUCCCUUAAACAUCUUCAUUACUACAAAAUAAAAUCUUAAGAUUU
This is a messenger RNA of Phyllopteryx taeniolatus (common seadragon), 4720 nucleotides long. RefSeq names its product VPS10 domain-containing receptor SorCS1. The record is from RefSeq and is a predicted model, not a curated record. The transcript has 28 exons. Gene Ontology annotation, biological process: post-Golgi vesicle-mediated transport. Bases 117 to 3713 code for a protein of 1198 amino acids. Gene Ontology annotation, molecular function: protein binding. Gene Ontology annotation, cellular component: Golgi apparatus; membrane. NCBI's taxonomy places the organism in Eukaryota, Metazoa, Chordata, Actinopteri, Syngnathiformes, Syngnathidae.